Zasmidium cellare ATCC 36951 is the source of this 828-nucleotide messenger RNA. RefSeq lists its product as uncharacterized. Gene Ontology annotation, cellular component: membrane. Gene Ontology annotation, molecular function: carbohydrate:proton symporter activity. The record is from RefSeq and is a predicted model, not a curated record. The coding region runs from base 1 to 828 and encodes 275 amino acids. The transcript has 2 exons. Lineage: Eukaryota; Fungi; Ascomycota; Dothideomycetes; Mycosphaerellales; Mycosphaerellaceae. Gene Ontology annotation, biological process: carbohydrate transport; transmembrane transport.
AUGGAUUGUUUCCGAGGCCCCAACCUCCGCCGCACCCUCAUCGCCCUCGGCGUGCAAUGCCUGCAACCCGCCCAAGGCAACUCCUACAUGACGACCUACUCCAUCGUGCUCUUCCAAGCCAUCGGCAUCGCGGACGAAUACAAAAUGCUCAUCUACCUCUACUUCGUCAACAUGAUGGCGGACGCCUGCGCCUUCAUCAUCGCGGACAAAGUCGGCCGCCGCCCGCUCAUGUUCGUCUCCUCCAUCCUCGUCGCCGCAAGCCUCUUCACCGUCGGCGGCCUGACGGGCUACGCGGACAGCGACGACCCGAUCGUGCAGCGCGGCACGCUGGCGGCCAUCUUCGUCUGGUUCUUCAUCGACUCCAUCGGCUGGGCCGGCUGCGUCUGGAUCACCUGCGCGGAGGCCCCCACGACCGCCCUGCGCGAGCGCACCAUGACCAUCGCGACGUUCUGCGGCUUCGUCGUGAACCUCAUGAUCCAGUACAUCAGUCCCUACCUCCAGAACGAGGGUUACGCGAACCUGCAGGGCAAGAUCGGGUUUGUGUGGGGCAGCUUCGCGGUCGCGGCCGCGGUGUGGGUGGCGGUGUUUUUGCCGGAGAUGAGUGGGCGGAGUUUGGAGGAGCUGGAUGAGUUGUUUGAGAAGAGGGUUAGUGUGUGGAGGUUUAGGGGGUUCAGGACGGAGGGGAUUGGGGCGGAGGUUACGGCUUUGGAGGUGGCGGGGAAGGAUGCUGUUGCUGUUGAAGGGAAGGUGUUGGUGGGGGUGGAGGUGCAGGCUGCUGGGGAGGAGAUUGAUGAGGAGGAUGGAGGGAGGAAGAAGGUGGAUGUUUGA